Molecule: messenger RNA, 4836 nt
Organism: Pongo pygmaeus (Bornean orangutan)
Lineage: Eukaryota; Metazoa; Chordata; Mammalia; Primates; Hominidae
Gene: PIK3CA
Product: phosphatidylinositol-4,5-bisphosphate 3-kinase catalytic subunit alpha
Exons: 21
Coding region: 1006-4212 (1068 amino acids)
Biological process (GO): phosphatidylinositol 3-kinase/protein kinase B signal transduction; cell migration; phosphatidylinositol-mediated signaling
Cellular component (GO): plasma membrane; phosphatidylinositol 3-kinase complex, class IB; phosphatidylinositol 3-kinase complex, class IA
Molecular function (GO): 1-phosphatidylinositol-3-kinase activity; 1-phosphatidylinositol-4-phosphate 3-kinase activity
Source: RefSeq, a predicted model, not a curated record
GACACUGACUCAUGUGACUUGUGUCUUUACUAAGUGUAUUAUGUGAUGCCUGUUCAUGGCUCCUAAGUGGCUCGGAAAGGUAGGGUAGGGCCCGGGAUUGGGCUAUGUAAACACCAGACCUUCGGCCGGCGUGUUUUUGACCUCGGCUUGAGGGGUUUAUUUUAGGAUGCUAAAGGAAUAGUGAUGGUGGCCAACCAUGUUACCAGACUUGGGAAUCGAAAGCUGUUUUUUUAAUGUCAAUAAUUGAGGCUGUUUACAUAGUUAAAUAAAGGGUAAAGGGAGCGCAACAAGAGGGGCUUUCUAGAAAACAGUCUGCAUAUUCUUUAAUGAAUUAGAGUUUUGAUUUCAUCUUGGUGAAGCUUCCUCAUUCCAGCACUGCGCCUUUGUGCACAUGCAGGACCUGGGUUUUCGGAACGAUAUUUUGAAUCAUAGUUUGUGUGGCCGGGGAGAACCCCUUAGAAUACUUGGGUAGGUAAAUUCCAGGUUAUCUCAGGGGAUCAUUUCUACUGCGACUUUUGAACCACUGAGGGCAGUAUUGGUCAUAUGUUAUCCUGCUUAGAAAUUGAAUUUUUCUGAGUAUUUGCUUACAUUGCACCGUACAAAAUUUGUUUAUGUGCUGGAUUGAGUGUUUUAAGAAAACUUCUGGAAAAUACUCAAAAUACCGUGUUGCUAAGUUAGUUUGGAUAAAUCGAAACACUUUGCUCUCAGAGCAACUACAGUCUUAACAAUUUAACGUGUCUUUGUAUUCAGGUUUUAAGUUUUUUUGUUUUUUUUUUUCUUUUAACUGAAGCACUGAAGUCCGAUUGACAGCAUAGAUCUCCAUCUAAACAUCACAUGUUCUGGAAAAUUUUAAUUAUCAGAUUAACUGUUCUGCAGUGUCAUCAGCCAAAAUUAUCUGAAGAGGACUGUGUGUGUUUACGUGUGUGUGUGUUUCUGCUUUGGGACAACCAUACAUCUAAUUCCUUAAAGUAGUUUUAUAUGUAAAACUUGCAAAGAAUCAGAACAAUGCCUCCACGACCAUCAUCAGGUGAACUGUGGGGCAUCCACUUGAUGCCCCCAAGAAUCCUAGUAGAAUGUUUACUACCAAAUGGAAUGAUAGUGACUUUAGAAUGCCUCCGUGAGGCUACAUUAAUAACCAUAAAGCAUGAACUAUUUAAAGAAGCAAGAAAAUACCCCCUCCAUCAACUUCUUCAAGAUGAAUCUUCUUACAUUUUCGUAAGUGUUACUCAAGAAGCAGAAAGGGAAGAAUUUUUUGAUGAAACAAGACGACUUUGUGACCUUCGGCUUUUUCAACCCUUUUUAAAAGUAAUUGAACCAGUAGGCAACCGUGAAGAAAAGAUCCUCAAUCGAGAAAUUGGUUUUGCUAUCGGCAUGCCAGUGUGUGAAUUUGAUAUGGUUAAAGAUCCAGAAGUACAGGACUUCCGAAGAAAUAUUCUGAAUGUUUGUAAAGAAGCUGUGGAUCUUAGGGACCUCAAUUCACCUCAUAGUAGAGCAAUGUAUGUCUAUCCUCCAAAUGUAGAAUCUUCACCAGAAUUGCCAAAGCACAUAUAUAAUAAAUUAGAUAAAGGGCAAAUAAUAGUGGUGAUCUGGGUAAUAGUUUCUCCAAAUAAUGACAAGCAGAAGUAUACUCUGAAAAUCAACCAUGACUGUGUACCAGAACAAGUAAUUGCUGAAGCAAUCAGGAAAAAAACUCGAAGUAUGUUGCUAUCCUCUGAACAACUAAAACUCUGUGUUUUAGAAUAUCAGGGCAAGUAUAUUUUAAAAGUGUGUGGAUGUGAUGAAUACUUCCUAGAAAAAUAUCCUCUGAGUCAGUAUAAGUAUAUAAGAAGCUGUAUAAUGCUUGGGAGGAUGCCCAAUUUGAUGUUGAUGGCUAAAGAAAGCCUUUAUUCUCAACUGCCAAUGGACUGUUUUACAAUGCCAUCUUAUUCCAGACGCAUUUCCACAGCUACACCAUAUAUGAAUGGAGAAACAUCUACAAAAUCUCUUUGGGUUAUAAAUAGUGCACUCAGAAUAAAAAUUCUUUGUGCAACCUACGUGAAUGUAAAUAUUCGAGACAUUGAUAAGAUCUAUGUUCGAACAGGUAUCUACCAUGGAGGAGAACCCUUAUGUGACAAUGUGAACACUCAAAGAGUACCUUGUUCCAAUCCCAGGUGGAAUGAAUGGCUGAAUUAUGAUAUGUACAUUCCUGAUCUUCCUCGUGCUGCUCGACUUUGCCUUUCCAUUUGCUCUGUUAAAGGCCGAAAGGGUGCUAAAGAGGAACACUGUCCAUUGGCAUGGGGAAAUAUAAACUUGUUUGAUUACACAGACACUCUAGUAUCUGGAAAAAUGGCCUUGAAUCUUUGGCCAGUACCUCAUGGAUUAGAAGAUUUGCUGAACCCUAUUGGUGUUACUGGAUCAAAUCCAAAUAAAGAAACUCCAUGCUUAGAGUUGGAGUUUGACUGGUUCAGCAGUGUGGUAAAGUUCCCAGAUAUGUCAGUGAUUGAAGAGCAUGCCAAUUGGUCUGUAUCCCGAGAAGCAGGAUUUAGCUAUUCCCACGCAGGACUGAGUAACAGACUAGCUAGAGACAAUGAAUUAAGGGAAAAUGACAAAGAACAGCUCAAAGCAAUUUCUACACGAGAUCCUCUCUCUGAAAUCACUGAGCAGGAGAAAGAUUUUCUAUGGAGCCACAGACACUAUUGUGUAACUAUCCCCGAAAUUCUACCCAAAUUGCUUCUGUCUGUUAAAUGGAAUUCUAGAGAUGAAGUAGCCCAGAUGUAUUGCUUGGUAAAAGAUUGGCCUCCAAUCAAACCUGAACAGGCUAUGGAACUUCUGGACUGUAAUUACCCAGAUCCUAUGGUUCGAGGUUUUGCUGUUCGGUGCUUGGAAAAAUAUUUAACAGAUGACAAACUUUCUCAGUAUUUAAUUCAGCUAGUACAGGUCCUAAAAUAUGAACAAUAUUUGGAUAACUUGCUUGUGAGAUUUUUACUUAAGAAAGCAUUGACUAAUCAAAGGAUUGGGCACUUUUUCUUUUGGCAUUUAAAAUCUGAGAUGCACAAUAAAACAGUUAGCCAGAGGUUUGGCUUGCUUUUGGAGUCCUAUUGUCGUGCAUGUGGGAUGUAUUUGAAGCACCUGAAUAGGCAAGUCGAGGCAAUGGAAAAGCUCAUUAACUUAACUGACAUUCUCAAACAGGAGAAGAAGGAUGAAACACAAAAGGUACAGAUGAAGUUUUUAGUUGAGCAAAUGAGGCGACCAGAUUUCAUGGAUGCUCUACAGGGCUUUCUGUCUCCUCUAAACCCUGCUCAUCAACUAGGAAACCUCAGGCUUGAAGAGUGUCGAAUUAUGUCCUCUGCAAAAAGGCCACUGUGGUUGAAUUGGGAGAACCCAGACAUCAUGUCAGAGUUACUGUUUCAGAACAAUGAGAUCAUCUUUAAAAAUGGGGAUGAUUUACGGCAAGAUAUGCUAACACUUCAAAUUAUUCGUAUUAUGGAAAAUAUCUGGCAAAAUCAAGGUCUUGAUCUUCGAAUGUUACCUUAUGGUUGUCUGUCAAUCGGUGACUGUGUGGGACUUAUUGAGGUGGUGCGAAAUUCUCACACUAUUAUGCAAAUUCAGUGCAAAGGCGGCUUGAAAGGUGCACUGCAGUUCAACAGCCACACACUACAUCAGUGGCUCAAAGACAAGAACAAAGGAGAAAUAUAUGAUGCAGCCAUUGACCUGUUUACACGUUCAUGUGCUGGAUAUUGUGUAGCUACCUUCAUUUUGGGAAUUGGAGAUCGUCACAAUAGUAACAUCAUGGUGAAAGACGAUGGACAACUGUUUCAUAUAGAUUUUGGACACUUUUUGGAUCACAAGAAGAAAAAAUUUGGUUAUAAACGAGAACGUGUGCCAUUUGUUUUGACACAGGAUUUCUUAAUAGUGAUUAGUAAAGGAGCCCAAGAAUGCACAAAGACAAGAGAAUUUGAGAGGUUUCAGGAGAUGUGUUACAAGGCUUAUCUAGCUAUUCGACAGCAUGCCAAUCUCUUCAUAAAUCUUUUCUCAAUGAUGCUUGGCUCUGGAAUGCCAGAACUACAAUCUUUUGAUGACAUUGCAUACAUUCGAAAGACCCUAGCCUUAGAUAAAACUGAGCAAGAGGCUUUGGAGUAUUUCAUGAAACAAAUGAAUGAUGCACAUCAUGGUGGCUGGACAACAAAAAUGGAUUGGAUCUUCCACACAAUUAAACAGCAUGCAUUGAACUGAAAAGAUAACUGAGAAAAUGAAAGCUCACUCUCUGGAUUCCACAUUGCACUGUUAAUAAUUGUCAGCAGGCAAAGACCGAUUGCAUAGGGAUUGCACAAUCCAUGAACAGCAUUAGAAUUUACAGCAAGAACAGAAAUAAAAUACUAUAUAAUUUAAAUAAUGUAAACGCAAACAGGGUUUGAUAGCACUUAAACUAGUUCAUUUCAAAAUUAAGCUUUAGCAUAAUGCGCAAUUUCAUGUUAUGCCUUAAGUCCAAAAAGGUAAACUUUGAAGAUUGUUUGUAUCUUUUUUUAAAAAACAAAACAAAACAAAAAUCCCCAAAAUAUAUAGAAAUGAUGGAGAAGGAAAAAGAAUGAUGUUUUUUUUUGUCUUGCAAAUGUUCUGUUUUGAAAUGUGGACACAACAAAGGCUGUUAUUGCAGUAGGUGUAAGUAAACUGGAGUUUAUGUUAAAUUACAUUGAUUGGAAAAGAAUGAAAAUUUCUUAUUUUUCCAUUGCUGUUCAAUUUAUAGUUUGAAGUGGGUUUUUGACUCCUUGUUUAAUGAAGAAAAAUGCUUGGGGUGGAAGGGACUCUUGAGAUUUCACCAGAGACUUUUUCUUUUUAAUAAAUCAAACCUUUUGAUGA